GACUUACAGAGAAUGCCGAUCUAACUAUUACUGACAAGUCUUGCAAUUCUUAAGGUUAUCGUGAUUGAAGACCAGAAUGAUGUUACUUAGAUUAGGUCUAUUCCUAACUGUACUUUGUCUAUUUUCAAUCCCCUCCCAGUCAGCUGUUUCAAGCAUAGAUCUAGGCUCGGAAUGGCUCAAAGUGGCCGUUGUGAAUCUGAAACCGGGACAGAGCCCGAUUUCUAUCGCGAUUAACGAGAUGUCCAAGCGCAAAUCUCCGGCCUUGGUCGCAUUUCUCGGCACUCGCCUACUUGGCGAAGAAGCCGCCGGUAUAGUUGCUCGAUAUCCUGAUAAAGUCUAUUCGCAACAGCACCUGCUGGGGAAACCCUACAAACAUGUGAAGGAUUUGUCGAUUCAAUGUUACUAUGCAGCACUCGUGUAUUUCUCUGCUAUAAUGGCAAGGAGUAUGGGGACUGUUUCUAUAAACCAAUUUCAGGUUAAGGAUGUGAGAUGGGACUCAGGACUCGGAGGUCAGAAUAUGGAGUUGCGAUUAGUGGAAUACUUUGCAGAUCAGAUCAAUAAACAAGUUGGAAAUGGAGUUGAUGUGAGAAAGUCUCCCAAGGCAAUGGCUAAACUGAAAAAGCAGGUUAAGCGCACAAAAGAAAUUCUAAGCGCAAACACUGUGGCACCAAUAUCUGUUGAAUCGAUCUAUGAUGAUCGGGACUUUAGGAGCACUAUAACUCGUGAGACGUUUGAGGAACUUUGUGAAGAUUUAUGGGACAGAGCCCUUGCACCAGUAAAAGAAGUGCUUAAGCAUUCAGGUUUAAAAGUUGAUGAGAUAUAUGCAGUGGAACUCAUAGGUGGUGCUACCAGGGUACCGAAGUUGCAGAACAAACUCCAGGAAUUUGUUGGCAAGAAAGAACUUGACAAACAUCUGGAUGCAGAUGAAGCUAUUGUUCUUGGGGCAGCAUUACAUGCUGCAAAUUUAAGUGAUGGAAUCAAGUUGAACCGAAAGCUGGGAAUGAUUGAUGGUUCUUCCUAUGGUUUUGUGGUUGAACUUGAUGGGCCAGAUCUUGUGAAAGAUGAGAGCACCAGGCAGCUACUUGUACAACGGAUGAAAAAGCUCCCCAGUAAGAUGUUUAGAUCCAUUGUCUACAACAAAGAUUUUGAAGUCUCACUUACUUAUGAUAGUGAAGAUGUUCUACCCCCUGGCAUUGUGUCACCUGUGUUUGUGCAGUAUACGGUCUCCGGUUUGGCAGCUGCAAGUGAGAAGUAUUCAUCUCGCAAUUUGUCCUCCCCUAUCAAGGCAAAUCUUCAUUUCUCUCUAAGCAGAUCUGGAAUUCUUUCUUUGGAUCGAGCUGAUGCUGUUAUUGAAAUAUCAGAAUGGGUUGAAGUUCCCAGAAAGAAUUUGACUGCAGAAGCAACCACUACUUCCUCCAACAUAUCAGUUGAAGCUGGUGCUAAAAACACUUCAGAAGAAAGCAAGGAAAAAUCACCUUCAGAUGGUAUGGUUACUGAUGCAUCGAACUCCACUGUUGAAGAACCAAGUUUAGCGGAUCUUGGCAUGGACAAAAAACUGAAAAAACGGACAUUUAGGGUGCCUCUAAAGGUAGCAGAGAAAACAGUGGGACCUGGAACAACUCUUUCAAAAGAAUCUUUUGAGGAAGCGAAAAAUAAAUUAGAAGCACUGAACAAGAAGGAUGCUGAGCGCAAAAGAACUGCAGAGUUGAAAAAUAACCUUGAAGGAUAUAUAUAUGCUACCAAAGAGAAGCUUGAAACAAAUGAAGAGUUUGAAAAGAUAUCUACUAGUGAUGAACGCCAAUCCUUUAUCCAAAAGCUUGAUGAGGUACAAGAAUGGCUGUACACUGACGGUGAAGAUGCUAAUGCUACAGAGUUUCAGGAACGCUUAGACUCAUUAAAGGCUAUUGGAGAACCAAUAUUUUUCCGAUUUAAGGAACUUACUGCACGGCCAGAAGCGGUUGAAUAUGCUCGAAAAUACCUUGGUGAACUUCAACAGAUCAUACAGGGCUGGGAAACAAACAAGCCUUGGCUUCCGAAAGCUAGAAUAGAUGAGGUUUCAAAGGAGUUUGAAAAGUUCCGAAAGUGGAUGGAUGAGAAGGAGGCUGAGCAGAAAACUUCUGGAUUCAGCAAACCAGCAUUCACUUCUGAGGAAGUGUAUGAGAAGGUCUUCGAUUUGCAGGAUAAGGUUGCCAGCGUUAAUCGAAUUCCCAAGCCAAAGCCCAAGGUUGAGAAGCCCGCAACCAAUGAGACCGCAGACCUCGGGGAGAAAGAGAAAGAGAUAGAUUCCAACUCAGAUUCCAAGGAGAAAACUUUUGAGAAUGGCAGUCAGAAUGGUGAACCAGCAGAUAAUUCUGGUGAAGGAUUUGCUGGAGAACCGAAAGAAGAAGCAGAGGGUCACGAUGAGUUAUGAUCAGGCGUAGGUCCAACAGUAAAAUUAUACACAAUUUUCAGUUAGAAAGUAUGGAUAGGUAGCUAUAGUGAAGAUGCAUAUGGUGGCAAAUGGCAUACGAUACACCAAACCAAGACCCAGUUUGAAAAACGGCUGCUAAUGUAGGAUUUUGGUUUGAGAUGGUUAGCAUGAUUCGGCUUACGAUGAAGGUAAACUGUAAGUGUACUGAUAGCAUUUAUUGAAAUUUGAGAAUACCCUAAUUGGGAGUUUUGAUUUUCCUAGUACAUUAAACUGCCACGUGCAUACUUUUUCUCGCUUGGGGGAGGAGGGGGGUUUAGAAUAUGUAUCAUCUCGCACUGCAUAAUAAUAACCUUUGACCACUUAAUUUCAUAAA
Messenger RNA from Carica papaya (papaya), 2783 nucleotides. The record is from RefSeq and is a predicted model, not a curated record. NCBI's taxonomy places the organism in Eukaryota, Viridiplantae, Streptophyta, Magnoliopsida, Brassicales, Caricaceae.